GCAAAAAAUUCCUCUCUAUGGUGAAUGACUUUGUCUUUGUUGAAAAAGUGAGCGUGGAGAAAAAAAAUCUUAAAUAACGAACAAAAUGAACAUAGAAAUCUCUAAGGUUGAUAUGAGCAGUGCAGCCGAAGUCGGCACAAUGGAAUCACAAAAAGGAGGAAGCAGUUAUUACGGAUCAUCGAGCCGUCAUGGUCCAGUUUUACUAAAAGCACUUGAGUUGAUCUUGGCAGCAAUUUGCAUCGGUUUGAUCGACGACCCCGCCAACAAUUCACGCGUCAGAAUAUUUUUGGCGCCACGAACAAUCGCUCUCGGUUACGCCACAUUCGGAGGCUUCAUCAUCAUUUGCGGCGCUUACAUUUUGGGAAAAGUGUUCAAGGAUUCUGUUCCAUGGAAAGUCACUUCCCUCAUUAAUUUCGUCGGAUUGUGUCUCUUUUUGGCGACCGGUGCUUGCAUCUUGCGCGAUUGGUCCGACAUUAAGACACGUGGCUACUGGCCACCGAACACCACAAGGUACUCCUAUUUCAUGAUGGACUUGAUUGUGACAUGCGGCUCGCUGUCGAUCGUCACAGCGGCACUUUUCAUCCUGGAUUUGCUGGUGAACGUGCGAUUGGGAGCCCGCGGCGAAAUUGAAUAAACUGGAUGGCGACAUUUAGCAACGCAAAGGACGGCAAACAUCAUCAACGACUUAAAAUAUCAUCACAAAAGCACACAAAAUUCUCUCUUUUUGACACAAAUUUUUAACUAAGAGCAAAAAAAUUAAAAUUAAUGGUACAAUAAUGGCGUAGAAAAUUCUAAACAAAAAAAAAUCGAAGAAAAUUCACAAUUUUAUCAACUUAACACUAUCCGUCCGGCAAAAACUUAUAAAAAAAAAUUCUUAAAAAAAUCGCUUAACAAAAAAUGAAUCUCU
Molecule: messenger RNA, 907 nt
Organism: Culicoides brevitarsis
Lineage: Eukaryota; Metazoa; Arthropoda; Insecta; Diptera; Ceratopogonidae
Exons: 5
Coding region: 86-634 (182 amino acids)
Biological process (GO): septate junction assembly
Cellular component (GO): plasma membrane
Source: RefSeq, a predicted model, not a curated record